AUAUAUGAACUAGAUACUAGUUCCUAAAACAAUAACCCAAACUUCUGUUGUCGUAUGAAAACUUUUAAUGUGUGAUCUGGAGUCCAAGAAAUCGUUCGACUUACAUCCAUGUAUAAAUGAAAACAAUGAUGAAGGAAACUCUCCGGAAACUAUCUUCAAAACAAAAAGAUGUGAAGAUAUCGAAGUGAUUCGCAAUAACUUAGAUUCUCAAACGUGUUCAGUGAAUGAUAAUCAGUGUUGUGAAAGCAAUGGUUAUACAGAAAAACAGUAUAAACUUAAUUCAGUAUCAAAUAUCAGUCCAGAAACGGGAACUGUGAAUACUUCUAUUGAAAACAGUAGCUAUGGUAGAAUAAGCUUUCAAGAGACAUCAAGAUUACGACAGAAACGAUUGUAUAAUUCACCUUUAAGUUUACCCGGGAUGAAUGGGGAUUUUUCGGAUGAUAAAGAAAAACGGAAAAACAAAGUAGUAAAUUACAAUACCCUGAGUUACAACAAAUCGAGACAAUUUUUAGACUACGAAGAUAGUAGUAGUCAGUCGGACAUUUUCAUUUACCCAAAAGAAACCCAUUCAAUGCAUUGCUCACUUGAACUUAAAAGCCUUAAACCUUGCCUUUCAGAACUUAAAGAUCGGAGAAGAACGAGAAGCUGUUAUAAAGAUUUUAUAGAUACCACAUUCGAUUCUCUUGACAAAGAUUUUGGCGAGUCAUGUGAAGAAGAUUCCAUUACUGGAUUAAAUAUGCCAUCUGUCACUCACAAUUUAAACCUGGAUAAUCGAGACCUAAGAAGGAAGCUAGAUGAAGAAUUGUCUGCUUACAAACAAAGACUAUCAGCUUACCAAGAAGGCCAGCAACGUCAAACGAAUCUCGUUCAACGUCUUCAGUCUAAGGUUUUGCAAUACAAAGAAAAAUGUCGAACACUGGAACUUAGAUUACAGAUAGCAGAAACCGAAAAUCAGAAUAGAAAGGCUGGCUUGGACGAAAAUACAGCUGAAUAUGAGGCUACCCUACUUCGACUGGAGGAAGAGCAGCAAAGAGCAUCGACACUUGCUGGUGUAAAUACAAUGCUAAGAGAACAACUAGAUCAAGCUACACACGCGAACCAGACACUUUCAUCUGACUUACAGCGCAUCAAGGAAGAAGCUACUCGUUUACGCGACAUCCUUGAACGUCGAGAAGCAGAAUGGAGAAAUGAAGAAGCUGCUUUCAAUGACUAUUUUACUAUGGAACAUGGAAGACUACUUGCUUUAUGGAGAGCAGUUGUAGCAUGUCGACGUCAGUUCGUUGAAGUAAGGGGUCAAGUAGAACGAGAGAUUGGAUCUGCUCGCGUUGAACUUUCUAGAGUAUCAAGAAUAUGUCAAACAGCAUGUGAAAACUUUGCAUCCAACUUACGGACCAUGGAAGCUAGAAACCUGGUGACAAUCGAUCAAGAGAAAAAUGAAAAGAAAAAACUUGAACAUGAACUUGAAGAAAUAACUCGUAGCUGUGAAAAUGUACGUCAACAAGCAAAUGGACAACUUGAACAAGCAAAUCAAAAAAUAGCUAAUUUGAUGGGUCAAAUAGAAGAUAUGGGAAAACAACUUUCCGACAGAGAUCGUACGAUUGAUAGCUUACAACGACUUCGCACUGGCCAGAGUUUAUGUGGUCGUAAAGAAGGAAUAGAUAUCAGUGACCCUUCAGCGCGAUCCUUGGUUGAAGAAACUCAAGCAUUAUAUCAAACACUUCGAGAGAUCUCACAGUCUAUACUCAAUGAUGAUUUGAUGCCUUCUGAUGGUUGUGGAGGCUUUGAAAACUGUUUCCAUCAGUCAAGAUCUCGUUCACCGUGUUAUGCUUCAAAUCCUAAAAUGUCAAUCAAUAGUUUACGUAACUCAAGAGCAGGAGCUUAUGGUCGCACAGGAUCACCACCACCACCGGUUAACAGUACAAACGCCUGUUAUUGGGCUGAUUCAACGUUAUCAGCAGUUCAAGCUGCACUCCAUAAACGUGGACUACAAGUCUCCGAUCUAACUGCAAAAUUAAACACCACAAAAGAUCAAUGUGACUCCAUCAAGCGUCAAUUGGAUGAUAGCGAGAAUGAAAGAAGAAACUUGGAGCGUCAGUUGAUAGAUAUGCGCACAGAACUGGAUAACGUAAGAAGAGAAAAGGAGGAUAUGGGAAGAGAAGUUAAACGAAUUACAGCAAAUAUCCAAACACUAGGCAAUGAAAAGGCAGAUUUAGAAAGACAUCGUUCAAAUAUAACUGAAGAACUAAAAAGUCUACAGAGCGAACUAGAACGAGUUCAAAAUGCUUAUGGUGAGCUGCACAAAAACAGAGAUACAUUAGAAGAGGAGUUAACUUGUGCUCAACGUGAUGCCGAACGAUGUCUAAGAGAGUCAGAACGCAGCCAACGUUGUAUUGACACACUUGAGGAAAGAUUGUCAGCCGAACGGGAGGAAGGAACAAACUUGCGAAGUGCUCUACAGAAAGCUAAACUUGAAGCUGAGAUUAAAGCAAAAGAACUUGCAGAUAUUCAGGAUGCUCUUACAAGAGCUGAAACUCGUAAAGCAGAACAAGAAAAUGAAAUAGCGCGACUGCGUUCUGAUGAAGCAACAUUAGGUGAACACCUAGCUAAGUGUCAGAGUAAAUUGGAAGAGGUUUCCAACAAAAGAUCAAUUCUUCAGAGCCAGUUACGUAACCAAGAAGCAGAAUACAACCAACUAGCAUCCGAUUAUCGAAGUGCUGAUGCUGAUCGUUCAAGUUUGAAAGAAGCUCUUAUUCAAAUGGAAUCUCAAAAGAAUGAAGUUAUCUGCGAAAAGAACAAUGUUUCCCAAGCACUGACGAUUUCUGAGGCUGCGCGUGAAAGACUGGAAGAAGAAAUCAGUAGUCUGAACAGGGAAAAACUGGAAAUUACGGAACAGCUAAAUGCUGUUACAAGACAUAAAAACGGUCUUACCAAUGAACUUAUUCAAAAGAAUAGAGAUUCUGAACGACUUCGUGACGUCAUUGGGCGCCUAAAUAGAGAAAAAGAAGAUUUAACAAAAGAAAAGGGUGAGCUUUCAACACAAAUCACUGCACUUAGUCGAGAGUUACGGCAAACAUGCGAUAUACUUGCUGGACUUAAAAAGGAGCACGAAAAUUUAGAAGCCGACUAUUAUCAAGCUAAACAGCAAGUAAUGCAGCUGGAAACGAAAAGAGAUUUACUUGAUAACGAAUUACAGGAACAAAACCUAAAACGUGAACAUUUGUUAGUUGAACUAAAGCGCACACAAGAAGACCUUCAACAAGAAAUCGAUCGUGGACUUCAAGCUCGCGAACAAGCUUCUCAAGUCCUACAGAAGCGUGAAGAUGAAUUGCAAGCAGCAAUGAGACUGGCAAAGAACUCUGCUGACGCAGAAAUAUCCAGAUUGAGGAACCAAUUGACAGAAUGCCGACAAACGGCUGAUAAGGAUAUUCGAGAUCUCACCUCAAGCCACAAGGAAGCCAUUAAAGAAAUUAUAAAACAAGGAGAAAAAGAGAAGCAAGAUUUUGACAACGAGCUUAUGAAACUUCAACGUGAAAGAGAUGAAAUAACUUUGGCUUAUGAAGCGGACAAACAAAACUUAUUAUCUUUCAGUGAACAAGAACGAGCGACCUUGAACGAGCGAUUGAAUACUGCUCUACAACAGAUUAAAACAUUAGAGUCAGAAAUUGAAAGAAUUAAACGCGAAGCAUCAGCACGACACGAACGUGAUGAUAUUGCUAAAGUUGAACUGACACGAGAACUCAAGGAAUUCCGUCAGCAUUACGAGGAGACAUGUGCACUCAAUGAACAAGCUUUGAAAAAUCUUCAAGUAAAAUCUGCACAAUUAAUUGCUGAAAGAGACCAUGCAAGGAAUGAAGUGAAUGAAUUGAAAAUGCAAAUAACACUACUCGAGGAGGUUAGAGAUGGAUUACAGAAAAAUAUAGCCGAAUUGUCACGUCGUUUAAAGGAAACAGAUGAAGCCCGAGAAACACUGCGUAAAGAAAUUAUUGAUCUGCGACGAACCCUAGCUGAAACACAGCGUGAUCGAGAUAAUAAAGAAGAAGCGAAAGAAAACCUUGUUAAACGAGUUCAAUCUUUGGAGACUGAACGUGUUGAACAAAACAGAGUACUCAGUGAUCAACAGCAACAAAUAUCCGCAUUUGAAGAGCAGAAGUGUUCAGAUAGUAAGGAAAUUGGUGAGUUGCGUGCAAGUGUUCGUGAGAGUGAGAAAGCUCGUCUUGAUGUUCGUCGUGACCUACAAGAAGCAAGGCGUCAGCUUAAAGAUGCACAAUCAGAUCGAGAAAGACAAGCCAAAGACAUCCUAGAAAUGCAGUCUCGAAUAACACGUGAAGAAGAAAAGAAUGAAGAACUGCGUCAAGAAAACGCUAUUUUGAAACAACGCAAUGGUGAAAUCGAUUCCUGUCGUUCUAAACUUCGCAAGGAACUGGCCACUAGUGAAAGAAGAAUAUGUGAUCUUCAAGAAUUGCUGUCCAGCAGAGAACGUGAAUAUAAACAAGCGGCAGAUCAUGCAAAUUGUGAAUACCGUCGUCUAACUGAUACAAGAAACCAAUUGGAGGCGGCCGCUGAAACACUUAACAAUGAUUUGGCCGAAGUCAGAUUGGCUUUAAGUGAUGCUGAAGGUCGCGUAGGUACAUUAGAAGCUCAGGUGUCAAGAAGUGAAUCAAUAAGAAGAGACUUGGAAUUCAAAUUAGCGUGCAUACAUAGUUCACUUCGUCGACUUAUCGGUUUUAAUCAAAGUCGCCAUCGAUCAAAAACUCCGUCAAGACUAAGGGAUUCAACCUCCAUUUCUCCAAUUCGUAAACUAAGAACAGGGACAAGUCCGAAUGGUAGUCGGGAUAACUCUCCUGCUAAUGAUGCGGCUGGUGAUUCUAAAUGUUCAAAUAUAUCCAGGUCAUACCCAGGUGAUGGGUCGCUAAAUGCAUUAGAUAUCGAUCCUGAAGCAGUUCGUUUGGCCUUACGUGAGUUCGUACAGAGAUAUUCUUCAAUCAAACGAGAUUAUGAAGAUGCACAAGCGCAGAUUGCAUCACUUCACUCUCGAUUAAAUGAGCAAGCUGAACAAACUGAACAGUGGGCUCGCCGACUUCAUCAACUUCAACAGGCUUUAUGUGAAGCUGAAGCAGACAAAAAAGGAGUAGAUGGACGUUUAUCAAGCACUCAAACUGCUCUUAUGUUGCAAGAAGAAACACUAAGACAAAAUGAACGUGAUAGAAAAAUAAUGGCGGAGAAAAUCAGUCAACUGGAAAGACAGAUUUCUACAAUGGAAAAUGAGAAACGUGAGGACCAGGAAAAAAUAAUGCAUUUGCGUCAAGUUAGUGCACGCCUAGAAGAAGAACGGCGUCUUAGUCGAAGAGCCUUGGAUGAGGCUGAAAAUCGUAUCACCCAGCUUGAAGUAACUAGAAGAUCAUUAGAAGGUGAAUUACAACGUUUAAAAAUGUGUGUAAGUGAUAAGGAAACUGAAAAUCAAAUACUUGAAGAUAGGUGUCAAAAUCUAUGCAAACAAAUACAGGACUUAGAAUCUAAAUCUCAGUCAUUACAGUUAACAGUUGACCGUCUGGGUACAGCAUUAGCUAAAACAGAAGAAUUAGAAAGUUCAAGCAAAGAUAAAGUGCAACAGCUAAAUUCAAGUCUUUCAGAGCAUAAUCAAACUAUAUUAGAAUUACAGGAACGUUUAGUACAUUUACAGAAAGCCUUAACAAAUUCAGAAAAUGACAGACGAAUAAUACAGGAGCGUUUGGAUAAUACACGUACUGUGUUACAUGAUCAAAAACAUCAAAACCAACAGUUAGGUGAGAGAAUACAGUCAUUACAAAGUGAAUUAUCUGAUGCUGAACUUCGACGUAGUGAACUUGAGAGUCAAAUUCGUCAAACAAAUAACAUCCUUGACAAACGGCAAGAAAAUGAACAGGAGCUUAAUAAACAACUCCAAACGAUUUUGAGGGAGAGACAAGAGCUGUUAGAAAGAGUGUCAAGCUUACAACGUAAUUUAACAGAUGUUGAAAACAUGCGCGAUCAGUUAAUGAGAUCAAGCAAUCACUUAGAAAAAGAUAGACAUAACCUUCGACGUCAUCUAGAGAAAGCUGAAAGAGAAAAACAACAAAAUGAGGAGAUUGCAAACAAAAGUAAUCUUGAUCGUACAGAAUUAGAAAUAACAUUACGACGUCUAGAAGAAGAGAAUGCGGACAGACGGAAGCAAAUUCAAUUUUUACAAUUAAAAUUAGUUGAAAUGGAACAAGCGCAUACCAAACACCUACAUGAACUGGCAAGUCGACAUCGUGCUGAAAGUGAACUAGAAAUGGAACGAUUGCGCUGUGGUAAGGCUCAAGCGGAACGUGCACUUGAAGCACGUGAACGUGCACAUAAACAACGUGUCCGAGCACUAGAAGAACAAGUUGUACAUUUAAAAGUCAAGUUGGCUUCAUUUAAAGAUCAAACGAUAUUAGACGCAAAUAGACCACAACAAUUAGUUAGCAGCGCAAAUAAGCUUUCAACAGCUGGUCGUUCGGAAAUCCCACUGAAUACUGGUAGACGUUCUUUAGAACGUAAGUCUGGUGCACAAAAUGAUUUAGGCUUGAAGCCAUCGUUUUCUAGCAGUGAUGUACGACGUACGAUUGAUAGUGGAAAUACAGAAAAUCGUAAUACAGCAUCUAGAUAUGUAACAAGUAGUCGACCAACUAGACUUCCGAGAAGAUGAUUAAUUUACAUCAUCAUAAAAUUCAUAAAGCAAAAACCUGUUUAAAAGUUUCUUCUUUCAAAAUAACACUAAACACUUUUACAUUCUUCUCCAUUAGGUCAAAAAUAUUAUCUUCAGGGAUUUACCUUAAUCCAAUUCCUAGUAUGUUUAUAUUCGAUACUUAAGUAUGUACUCUUUCCUUGAAUACACAAUAAUUGUCUCGUUUAUGUCGUUAGGUUUUCAUCAUUAUUAAUACUUAUGCAUACUUUGUGUAAAAGGAAAAAACUUUUUUUUUAACUAAGAUGAAAUUCAAUUUCAGUUACCUUCAUAUAUACACAGAUUAUAUAUAUUUGCUAAGUAAUUUAAUGAAUUCAGCGAUAGGUUAUUAUUACUGGUAAUGAAAACAGUAGUAUUCCUCUUUGAAUCUGAUAUAUAUAAAAAAAUUUCAGGAGAAAAUUUUACAAAAUAAAAAAGUAUGCAUUUUUAGUUAGAUGCAGAAAAGAUAUACAAAUGCACGAAAUAAAUAAAGCAUGAUCAAUAAAUAAUAUGAUGUGUUGUUCGAAAUGUAUAAAAAUUAUUGAAGACAACGCUACUGAAUAAAGUCUUGUUAUUUUU
Heterobilharzia americana is the source of this 7282-nucleotide messenger RNA. The record is from the annotation of a GenBank genome assembly. NCBI's taxonomy places the organism in Eukaryota, Metazoa, Platyhelminthes, Trematoda, Strigeidida, Schistosomatidae.